AACGAUACACGUAAUGAGACGAUGUUUCAUCAGAAACCGCGAAAAGUGAAGCCACCAGUUCGCGGCGAACGGAAUCAUUCACUCUUCUCACAGCUAACCCUGCAAUCAGCAUGACUUCAGCAGUGUCGAAAACGAUGAGUCCGCCGUACGGUACCGGAAGUGGUGUGACUGCCGCUGCCAUGCCGAAGAAACAUCUGCGCACUGAACCCGCCGGGCUCAAUCUUACUCUGGAGACCAUCGUUCGGAUUGUGUUGACCUGCAUUUACAUUGGUCUCGAGUUUCAGGCCCCGUUCGUGCGCAAAGUGCAACCAGAGGAACUGUGGAUGUAUCGGAACCCGCGCACCAACAGCUACGUCCCACUGACCAUGCUGUGGCCAGUGGUGCUUGGGGUUCCCGGGCUCAUCUUUUUGCUCUACUACCUACAGUCACGCGAUCGGCAGGAUCUCCGGUGCACCGUGCUCGCCUUUACGCUUGGGCUCGGUCUCAACGGAGUGCUCACCAGCACUCUGAAGAUUGUGGUCGGCCGUCCUAGGCCCGACUUCUUCUGGCGAUGCUUUCCGGACGGUGUGACGAACGAAGAGCUCCACUGUACCGGAACCGAUCAGUGGGCACUGGCGGACGGGCGCAAAAGUUUCCCCUCGGGACAUUCGUCCUUUGCCUUCGUUGGACUCGGCUUCCUCACCUGGUACCUGAUCGGGAAGCUGCACCUACUCAAUGAGCGUGGCCGUGGUCGGUCGGUACGAAUUAUUGCUGCCGGGUUGCCCUCAUUCGUUGCGCUUCUGAUUGCGAUCAGUCGAACGUGCGAUUAUCAUCACCAUUGGCAGGACGUUACGGUGGGCUCGCUAAUCGGGGCCGCCCUGUCCUAUCUUUGCUACCGUCAGUAUUAUCCCGACUUCAGCGAACGCAACUGUCACCUGCCCUACGGCCGACAGCCAGCGGAACCAAACUCUCCGACCCACUCGAGCACAAACCGUACCAUUGGUCUUAAACGGCCCGCACAGCAAGGCAUGGCCGUGGCGGCAUCACCGUCAAGCGAUGGCCCGUCCGGUUAUAAGACGCUACGCUCCACCAACGGUGUCGGCGACGAGGGAUCCGACAGCGAAACCGGGCACCUGCUGUCCCCAACCCCUGACCAAAAGGAAGCCAAGUGGAUCUAAUCCAUUCAAUCCCACACUGAACCGAACUGUGUUAUUACGUCACAAGCCAUCGGAAGCUGCAGAAUUCCAUUCCCUCCUUUCGGUCCCGCAUUGUUCCGAAUGUGUAAACGAAUUUUAUUUUUACUAUGUCAUCCAAAAAUAUACAAAAGAGAAGUCAAACCAAGAAACCCCGCACGAUGCGAUGUGUUAGGAAUCUUCUUCUUCGUUUGCCACGGUGCAUUUCAUUCGCACGAUGCCAUCACCGAGUCCACACUCGAUCACGUCACCGGGACCGACGGGACCGGCACCGGCCGGUGUUCCCGUCAGCAGAAGAUCGUUCUCCUCGAGUGUCAUGAAGCGGGACGUGUACGAGAUCAGCUCAGCGAUUGGGAAGAUCAGAUUGGCCGUAGUGUCGUCCUGUUUGCGCGCCCCGUUCACAUCGCACCAGACGCGCACCGAGACCGGAUCCGGCAGCUCUUCGCGGGUGACGUAUCGGCUGACCGGUGUCGAAGUGUCGAAACCUUUCCCCAAACA
Anopheles bellator is the source of this 1670-nucleotide messenger RNA. Its product is annotated as phospholipid phosphatase 5. Gene Ontology annotation, molecular function: phosphatidate phosphatase activity. The record is from RefSeq and is a predicted model, not a curated record. NCBI's taxonomy places the organism in Eukaryota, Metazoa, Arthropoda, Insecta, Diptera, Culicidae. The coding region runs from base 111 to 1157 and encodes 348 amino acids. The transcript is spliced from 3 exons. Gene Ontology annotation, biological process: phospholipid metabolic process.